Molecule: messenger RNA, 1518 nt
Organism: Emys orbicularis (European pond turtle)
Lineage: Eukaryota; Metazoa; Chordata; Testudines; Emydidae
Gene: CREB5
Product: cAMP responsive element binding protein 5
Exons: 10
Coding region: 13-1518 (501 amino acids)
Biological process (GO): regulation of transcription by RNA polymerase II
Molecular function (GO): DNA-binding transcription factor activity, RNA polymerase II-specific; cAMP response element binding
Source: RefSeq, a predicted model, not a curated record
GAGGAAUCAAAGAUGAACUUGGAGCAGGAGAGGCCUUUUGUCUGCAGUGCCCCAGGCUGCUCACAGCGUUUUCCAACGGAGGAUCAUCUGAUGAUUCACAGGCACAAACACGAAAUGACUUUGAAGUUUCCUUCAAUAAAAACAGAUAAUAUGUUAUCAGACCAGACUCCUACACCAACCCGAUUCCUGAAGAACUGUGAGGAAGUGGGCCUCUUCAAUGAUAUUGACUGUUCCUUAGAACACGAGUUUAGAAAGGCACAAGAAGAAGAGAACAAUAAAAGGAAUAUCUCGAUGCAUAACACAGUUGGAGGAGCAAUGGCAGGACCCGGAACCCACCAGCUCACGAAUACUAGGAUGCCAAACCAUGACACCAGCGUUGUGAUUCAACAAGCCAUGCCAUCUCCACAGUCCAGCUCGGUCAUAACACAAGCACCUUCCACAAACCGACAGAUCGGGCCUGUUCCAGGUUCUCUGUCUUCACUACUACACCUACACAACCGACAAAGACAACCCAUGCCUGCCUCUAUGCCUGGCACCCUGCCCAAUCCUACCAUGCCUGGAUCUUCUGCAGUACUAAUGCCAAUGGAGCGACAAAUGUCAAUGAACUCCAGUAUCAUGGGGAUGCAAGGCCCAAAUCUCAAUAACCCGUGUGCGUCACCCCAAGUCCCUCCAAUGCAUUCAGAAGCCAAAAUGAGGUUGAAGGCAGCAUUGACUCAUCAUCCUGCAGCCAUGUCAAAUGGAAAUAUGAACACCAUGGGCCAUAUGAUGGAAAUGAUGAGCUCCCGACAGGACCAGACACCACAUCAUCAUAUGCACUCACAUCCACAUCAGCACCAGACACUGCCACCUCAUCACCCAUACCCGCAUCAGCACCAGCAUCCAGCACACCAUCCCCAUCCUCAACCCCAUCACCAGCAGAACCAUCCACACCAUCACUCCCACUCGCACCUUCACACACACCCGGCACAUCACCAGACCUCUCCACACCCGCCACUGCACUCAGGUGGACAAGCACAGGUUUCACCAGCGGCACAGCAGAUGCAGCCCACUCAGACAAUACAGCCGCCUCAGCCCACUGGGGGUCGCCGGAGGAGGGUGGUGGAUGAAGACCCAGAUGAGAGGCGGCGGAAAUUUCUGGAAAGGAAUCGAGCGGCUGCCACACGCUGCAGACAGAAGAGGAAGGUCUGGGUGAUGUCACUGGAAAAGAAAGCAGAAGAACUCACCCAGACAAAUAUGCAGCUUCAGAAUGAGGUUUCCAUGUUGAAAAAUGAGGUAGCACAGCUGAAACAGCUAUUGUUAACACAUAAAGACUGUCCAAUAACAGCCAUGCAGAAAGAGUCGCAAGGAUAUAUAAGUCCUGAGAAUAGUCCUCCUGCAAGCCCCGUCCCAGCUUGCUCACAACAGCAAGUCAUCCAGCAUAAUACCAUUACAACUUCCUCUUCCGUCAGCGAUGUCGUAGGAAGCUCCACCCUCAGUCAGCUUGCCAGUCAUAGAACAGACAUGAACCCAAUUCUUUAA